This is a messenger RNA of Akanthomyces muscarius, 2184 nucleotides long. RefSeq lists its product as uncharacterized. NCBI's taxonomy places the organism in Eukaryota, Fungi, Ascomycota, Sordariomycetes, Hypocreales, Cordycipitaceae. The record is from RefSeq and is a predicted model, not a curated record. Gene Ontology annotation, biological process: copper ion import; intracellular iron ion homeostasis; iron ion transport. The coding region runs from base 1 to 2184 and encodes 727 amino acids. Gene Ontology annotation, molecular function: ferric-chelate reductase activity. The transcript is spliced from 4 exons. Gene Ontology annotation, cellular component: plasma membrane.
AUGAAGGGCUUUUCGGCACUUGCACUCCUCGGCCUGCUGGGGCGGUGCGCCGUCGCCGCCGGACGUGCCGGCACCGACACCUCAGCGUGGGCCGAUGACGGCCCGCUGUGCCUGCAGUCCUGCAAAAGCAGCCUGUGGCGAAUCCCCUUUGGUGACGUCCCCGAUGGGACUGUAGGGGCGCAGAAAUCUUGCACGAGCCGACUGGAAUUACGCUCGACAUAUCUGUGUUUGAGCCUGUAUUGCCUGCCCGAGGCGCGGGACCAAGCCUACGGAGAAUUGUAUGAGACAUGUCUCGCGCAGGUGGGCGUGGACAUUCCGCCGCUCGACAUUGUCGCCGGAUAUACGCGGGAGCAGAUUGGCGAGAUGGAGCGCGUGCACCAGGGCGACAUUUUUGCGCCGGGCGACAAGGUUGAUCGGUUAAAGAUUCCGGCCAGUGCCCUCUUUGCGGCGUGGUUCACGACUUUGGACGCAUACAAAUAUGUCGCAUAUUAUCAUACCAGCUACGGAUUCGCCAUCAUGUGGUUCUGGGUCCUUGUGAUCGCAUUUGGCGCCGGAUACCGGCUGUUCAAAGCCGUCGCGUACAAGCUGAGCCCGAAAGUUCCACAGACGCGUGCCAUCGGAGCUUACGGCUCGAUGACUCGAUGGCUGCAGCGAAAAGUGAUUCUCCCUGCGACAUUCGGCCAGCGCUGCGCGCAGAGCAUCUGGUGGUGCACGAUCCCGCCACGCAUCCAAACCCUUACCCUGCUCGUCUUUGCCAUGAUCAACAUAGUCUUUAGCGUCCACGGUUAUCGUCUGACUACCGUGAACCUGUACUUUGGGACAGCUGAGCACCAGAUUUUCCGCUACGUUUCGGACCGCACGGGCAUCAUCUCGUUUGCCAAUUUCCCCGCAAUCUGGCUGUUUGGAAUGCGCAAUAAUGUGGCCAUGUGGCUGACGGGCUGGGACUUUGGCGCUUACAACAAUUUCCACCGGUGGGUGGCGCGGAUUUCGACAGUGCAGGCUGUGGUGCACUCGGUCGGCUACACCGUCCUAAUCUUACGACAAGGUGGCUGGACGUACUUCUCGUCGUACUGGACAAAAUGGUGGUGGUGUGCAGGCGAGAUUGCGACUAUCGUCAUGUGUCUGUUACUCGCGUGCUCCGUGUACUGGAUGCGACGGCAAAAGUACGAGCUGUUCCUCAUCCUGCAUAUCGUCAUGUCUGUCAUUAUCCUCGGUACCAUGCUUGGCCAUGUUUCUAUAUUCAAUGGCGUGUACGACGGCCCGUUCUGGGCAGCCGUUGUUCUCUGGGUCCUGGACCGAGCGAUGCGCCUCGGUCGUGUGCUGGCAUUUAAGCCCAAGUCGUGGUCGACUCCCGCGUCUGUGACGUACGAUGAGUCGUCCAAUAUUGUACGGCUGCAGAUUCCGACGGAAGAACGAGUAUACAGGGUCCGUCCAGGGACAUUCUACUACCUGACUGUGCUCGAUGUGGCAUGCAGCUGGGAGAGCCACCCGUUCACAGUGGCAACUGUCCGCCACGGAGCCCAAGCUGAGCAGGCGCCGCUGCUUCCUUCGGCUACUGAACCCCAGGAUAUGGACGAAACAGAAGGCAAGGUUGUGUCAGAGUCAGCCUCUAUGACGUUUCUCAUCCGACCGUACGACAGCUUCACAGAGCGCCUCAAAGUGUCGGCAAGCACAAAGCAGCAGCCUGCAACAGUCCGCGUAUUGGUGGACGGCCCUUACGGAAACACGCUGCCCCUGGAACGAUUCAGCCAUGUUUUGUUCAUUGUGGGCGGCAGCGGUGUUGUGCUGCCGCUCUCAUACCUCGAUCUCUUGACGAACCAGACUCAAAAUCAGCCAUCGGUGGAUAUUCACUGGGCCGUGCGCGAACCGGCGUUUGCCAAAGAUGUGCUCAUCAAGGACAUGGCCGGUGCGCUCGCCAAGGAGACCGUGUCUGUCAAUAUUUACGGCCCUUCACGCGGCCAUAAUCUUUUACACGGAGUCUCCAGCCAAGUGGAGGAGCAUUUCGGCCGUCCAGACGUUCACAGCAUUGUGGCAUCCAAGAUGGCCGAACCCGACAUCGAGAGCCUUGCCGUGGUGGCCUGCGGCCCUGCUGGUAUGGCUGACGAUGCGAGGAGAGCGGUUGUAGAUGUAUUGGAGCACGCUCCGUUUGACAUACAAUAUUUUGAGGAGCAUUUUACUUGGUAG